UUCAGCUUAAAACUAGACCCGGCCGGGGCGCCCAGUUAGCUCAGUCGGUAGAGCUCAGCUGGCGACCCAUAUACGGAGUUGCUGCAGCGGCCCGGGUUCGGAUCCGACCUGCGGCCCUUUGCUGCGUGUCAUCCCCUCUCUCUCCACCCACCUUUCCUGUCUCUAUAAAUAAAGCCAUCAAAAGGCCAAAAGAAUAACUUCAACAAAAAAAAACUACACCGGCAAACUGAAUGAUAUAAUAAUAAUAACAUAGUGAUAAAUAUUCAAAUAUCUAAUUUUAUAUAUAUACAUAUAAUUCCAAUAUAUCAAUACAUCAGUGUGGACUGGUCAGAGCAUGAAGGAGACUUUUACCUGUGUAUGUCUCUGUUACCAUGGAGGCGUGAAGGUGACUUUCACAUGUCAGUAAAACAAACUUUAUCAGAAACUCAGGAACACAAACAACCUAACCCUAACCCUGUAUAAACACUCCAAAACAUUACACUGUGACUCAUAAUAACACUAAUAUCUGUAUAUUAUAACUACUAAUAAUACUAAUAACUGUAUAUUAUAACUACAACUAAUACUAAUAACUUUAUAUUAUAACUACUACUAAUACUAAUAACUUUAUAUUAUAACUACUACUAAUACUAAUAACUUUAUAUUAUAACUACUACUAAUACUAAUAACUGUAUAUUAUAACUACUAAUAAUACUAAUAACUUUAUAUUAUAACUACUAAUAAUAUAUAUAACUAUUUUUUUAGAUAAUUUCACCACAUUAAAAAAUAAAGGUGCUAUAAGCUUACUCCGCCCACUCAGUUUGUCCAAUCACAUCAAAGAUAAACAAAGAUAAACAGAUAUAAACAGAAUCGCUCUGCUGCAGGAAAGCGGACUAACAGACCGACCGUUUGAUCUUUGGAAGAUCUUUCUUCUAUUUUUUAAUAUUGAUGCUUUUUUUUGAUUUACUGGUUCCAGUGGUGCUGAUCUUGGUGGCCCGGUCCUGGUGGUUCUGGUCCUGGUGGUUCUGGUCCUGGUUACCUAGGACAUGGAGCGUCGUCAGAGUCUGGAGGAGCAGCUCAGGUGUCCUGUCUGUCUGGACGUCUUCACUGAACCACUGAUGUUACAGUGUGGACACUCCUACUGCAAGUGUUGUGUGCACUCUAUGACGAUGGACCUGCUGGGUCAGCUACAGUGUCCUGUGUGCCGCUGUGCUGUAGACGGAGACAGUCCUCCUCCCAACGUCAGUUUGGCUCGAAUCAUUGAGGCUCUGCAGGAAGUGAGUGUUUCAGGAGAAGCUCAGCCGGAGUCGUGUCCUCAGCAUCACAACCCGCUCAGCCUUUACUGCGAGGAUGAACGAAUGGUGAUCUGUGGCCUUUGUGGAAGUAUUGGUGCUCACCGUGGACACAAAAUCACACCUGUGAGCUCAGUGUACAGCCACAUGAAGGAGGACAUUUCCUGUCUGAUGACAGAGUUCCAGCAUCAGAAACGUAAACUGGAGGAUCAGAUCUGUAAAAUGGCGUACAACAAAUCCAGGAUCACAAACGAGUCUGACGUCCUGAAGUGGGUGGUGAGGAAGGAGUUUGGUGAACUGCGGCGCUGCCUGGAGGUGGAGGAGGCAGGGUUCAUGCAGCAGGUAGAGACGUCGGCCGCUGACCUCAUCUCGUCCCUCCAGAACCAAACAGACAGGUUAAACCUGAACCUAAACCGGCUGCAGGAGGCCCAGAACACCCUGCAGGACCUGAGCAAUGAGGGACACCUGGGCUUCAUCAUGAAGUAUGGAUCAAUUGCUCCGAGGUUUAGGGAGAUCCAGGAGCUCCAGCAGAAACAGGAGAGAAUCUUCAGCUCUCUCAACUUUAAACCAGGUUUCAACCACAACGACAUUAAACUUACUGUUUGGAAAAGAUUACACCGAAAAGUCCUGCCAGCUCCAGAGCCGUUGAAGCUGGAUCCUCAAACUGCUCACCCAAUGUUGGAACUCCAUCAUGGGCACACAGUGGUGGCCUGUAGAGCCCUGCUGCUGAGGCUUCCUGAUAAUCCAGAGAGGUUCAGUUACAGCUACUGCGUCCUGGCCAACCGAGGCUUUUCCUCUGGCAAACAUUACUGGGAGGUGGAGGUGGGUAACAAACCUAAAUGGCGUCUGGGGUUGAUCAAAGGAACGACAAAUCGAAAGGCCAAGCUUGUAAAGAAUCCAGAGAGUGGAGUGUGGUUGAUUGGACUGAAGGACGGAGUUUAUGAAGCCUUCGACUCACCCAGGGUGGUCCUGCCCGUUUUGUGUUCCCCCCAACGGGUGGGACUCUUCCUGGACUAUGAGGGCAGAGGUCUGACCUUCUAUAACACUGACAGUCCUGAUGAGCUGGUCUUCAUCUACAGUUUCAGGUUGGAGGUCCAAGGGAAAGUCUACCCCCUGCUGGACGUCUGCUGGCAUGACCGAGGAGACAACAAACACCCCAUUGUCCUCCCACAACCUCAUAGGGAGCACCUCCUCCCCCUCCCCCAGUCCCAGAUACAUGAAAAGUAACCAAAAAUCCUCCUUUAUUAAGACAGUAUCUCCUGUUAUUUAAAAUCAAUAAUGAAUUCAUUAGUGUCUUUAACCCUAAUUAAUCACCAUAUUUACACAAAUUUAUUAUUUCAUCUCAAUGUUCUUCCAGUGUGAGUCAUCUUCACUUAUUUCUAUUAUUUGAUUAAAGCAGACAAACAUUUAAAAUACAGGCUUAUGACAUGAAGCUCUACUUCAGUUUUCAGAAAGGCAGGCUGGUUUAAACAGAGGCUACUGAGGAAAUUAUAAAUGAGAGAUUCAUCAGUUUGUUUGGGUGGAGUGAGAUUUGUACUCUUAAUUUGAGUUACAAUUCCCUUUUCUUAAAUGUGUAGUCUUAGUUUUAGUUACAUUGUUCUUAAUCUAUCUUGGGUUCAUUGCACUCCUUAAAAUUUUUUUUUUUUAUUACUAAAAAUAAACUCAGGGUUAGGGGGAUUAGGGGGGUUAGGGAUUAGGAUAAGUUAAUUUUUCUUGACGACUCCCCCUACCUGGUCCCUUGACUCUGUAGUUAAACUGGGGAGCCUAAGGAAAGGCAUGGGCCACUGCAUGUCUUCCACACCUCUCCAUUCCCACAUAACUUCCUGCUUGUUUCUCUGUCUUAUUGUAAGGCUCCUUAAAUAAAGGAUUUUGGAAUACUGA
Molecule: messenger RNA, 3149 nt
Organism: Dicentrarchus labrax (European seabass)
Lineage: Eukaryota; Metazoa; Chordata; Actinopteri; Moronidae
Product: E3 ubiquitin-protein ligase TRIM50-like
Exons: 9
Coding region: 1023-2495 (490 amino acids)
Molecular function (GO): protein binding; zinc ion binding
Source: RefSeq, a predicted model, not a curated record